Messenger RNA from Pungitius pungitius (ninespine stickleback), 3802 nucleotides. It is a transcript of the gene elk3, whose product is annotated as ETS transcription factor ELK3. The coding region runs from base 463 to 1653 and encodes 396 amino acids. Gene Ontology annotation, biological process: cell differentiation; regulation of transcription by RNA polymerase II. NCBI's taxonomy places the organism in Eukaryota, Metazoa, Chordata, Actinopteri, Perciformes, Gasterosteidae. The record is from RefSeq and is a predicted model, not a curated record. Gene Ontology annotation, molecular function: sequence-specific DNA binding; DNA-binding transcription factor activity, RNA polymerase II-specific. The transcript has 4 exons. Gene Ontology annotation, cellular component: nucleus.
UGUGUAUUGUGUGUGUAUCACUGUGCGUGUGUGUUUGUUUAAAAGAGAAAGGGAGGUAAAGAGAGAGGAGGAGGAAGAAAAGGAAAGCAUCUACCUGUAGGCAAUUUAAGUGCACAAGAAAAGGUGUGUGAGCGUUUUGAAAAAAGUGUGUGUUUACGGGAAUAUUUUCUUUUCUCUCUCUGUGUGCGUGCAGCGCGCGCGCGCGCGCGUGUGUUUACACAGACGGGAAUGCUACGCCAGAGGAAGUGCGCCGGUUCUCCGUCUGCGCGUCUCGACUUCCUGCUCUGAGGCAGGGCAGGGAAAAGCUGCAGAUCCGCUUUCAGACGGCAGCGGCAUGGAUCCCCGACACAACACACACACAGCGCUCUAAGACACAAACACACGCCUCGCACACGGCCAGAGGAGCAGAGGAGGAGCGGCCGUCCACAGCAGGAUUGCCUGUGUCUCUGGUGUCAUCUCGUCAUGGAGAGCUCCAUCACACUGUGGCAGUUCCUGCUGCAGCUGCUGAUCGACCAAAGCCACAAACAUCUCAUCUGCUGGACGUCCAACGAUGGCGAGUUCAAGCUGCUGAAGUCGGAAGAGGUGGCCAAGCUGUGGGGGCUGCGUAAGAACAAGACCAACAUGAACUACGAUAAGCUGAGCAGAGCUCUGCGCUACUACUACGACAAAAACAUCAUCAAGAAGGUGAUCGGCCAGAAGUUUGUCUACAAGUUUGUGUCGUUCCCUGAGAUCCUGAAGAUGGACCCCGCGGUGGUGGAGUCGGGUCGCAGCAGCGAGGAAAGUGGGGGCGCAACGUCAGAGCCCGAGGGUGACGAGGAGGACGGGAGGAACCAGUACCUCCACUCCGGCCUGUACUCCCCCUUUGCCGGAAGCUCCCUGCAGCACCCCAUGGAGCAGCGUCGGCCAAUCAAGACGGAGCCCCGAUCCGACCACUACGGCGACGGCUCCUCCGUCAUCCGAUUCUCAACCAACCGCGGGCACUCCUCCCUGCCCCCCACCCCACCACCGUCCUCGGCCGAGACCUCCCAUUCCUCCAGGCCGUCGCCGGUGCAGGCCCGCUCUUCCUCCUGCUCGUCCUCCUCCCCGCCGCAGAGCCCGGCACAAGCACUGUGGAGGGGGCGGGGCCACAGCUCAGAGACUAAUGAGUUAGAGCACAGUGCCCAACCUCUGAACCUCUCAUCUGGUCAGCGGGAGAGAGAGAGGUCACAGGCGAUGCAGGAGAGCAGGAGAUUUGCCAACAGCGGGCCUUUGAAAAGCAGGAAACCCAAAGGUUUAGAAAUCUCCGCCUCCUCGCUUCUCCUGACAGGAAGCGACCUCGUCUCCAUUGCUCUCAACAGCCCGGCACUGCCUUCAGGCUCCCUGACCCCUGCCUUCCUCACCACACAGACUCCGUCCGGUCUGCUGCUCACUCCCAGCUCUCUGCUCUCCAAUAUCCAUUUCUGGUCCAGCCUGAGUCCAGUGGGACCACUCAGCCCUGCACAACUGCAGAGCCAUGGCCCCCUCUUUCAGGUAAUGCAGACAUAUGCAACCCCACCCAUUUGGUGUUGCUGUAUAUGCGAGGAGCCCAGAGACAGCAUGUUGUCCGAACACAGGAAUAGCCAAUCCAGACGUUUAUCCGACACAACCGGCCUGAAUCCUACGUUGAAAAUCUGACAAGAAUGACGAGUAGCUCCUUUUGUUAGUCAACGUCAAUGCUUAGAGAUAGAUGUUCUUGGGUUAGUCAGUUCGCUAACUGUGAACUGGUUAUCCUAAAUGUAACUUAGGAUAAUGCACACAUAAAAUGUAUUCAGAGACCGCUAUUUUGCUCCUGUAAACCUUUUGUUUCACACUACAGAUUUACCUUGUGCUUUGUUUUCAAACAUCUGUGUGCUUGUGUUGGUGUGUGUGUGUGUGUGUGUGCGACUUGCUGCGUACCACGGUUUCAAAAUAAGCCACAGAUGUUUCCGUUCUGGUUUGGACUAAAAGAGGGGGCAACUUCCUGUUGGUAAGGGGGAGCAGGAGACGGCUGGUUGGUCAGGAGCCCCUCCCAGCCAUGUCGACUCUCUUGACACGAACACGUGCACAGCUCCAAAAAUCAAAAUGGAAGAACUCCAUUUAUUGGCCAGUAAAUGAAGUCCUUGCAAUGGAUGUCGGUCCUCACAGUGCUGGUGUACCACUACGGUGCCCAGAAUGCAAUGUAGCAAGAGUCAGAAUAGAGAGCUGUUGGAAUUUGUUACAUAAUUCACCUCACGCAGAACAUCCAUUUAUCUCAUCUUACUGCGCAAAUCCCCGUAGGAAAGCAUUGACACAUUUUAUCAUCAUUAUUAAUGUAAUAAAUAGAAUCUAGUCAUGAUCAAUACAUCCAUAUACUUGUGUAUGCACAUUUUAAUUGACCCUACGUUUUCAAUCAGUGUAAAGCCACGAUGAUUUAAGCCAUUUACAGUAUUAAUUCUUCUUAAAGCUCUGUUGGUUUUGAACAUUUCAGACUUCAGCAACAAAAAGUCCCUUUUAAAAUUGGUAUAACAUUUAUUUGACGAAGAAGUUAUAACUAAUAGUUCCUCACACCUUAUCUAUCUGGCUGAAGAAGGAAAGUAUAUUUCACUUCAGCCAAAAGAAAAUGACACUAACAAAUGUCAUGCUUCUCUUCAGACAUUUUCUUUAGGGAAAGUAAAUAUGAUCCGAGUCUUCCCCCUCUAACCCUCCUCCACCUGUCCCCCUGCAGUUCCCCACUCUGCUGAAUGGAAACAUCCCUGUGCCUUUACCCAGCAUGGAUGCUCGCUCUCCUCUGCUGCUCUCCCCCAGCUCCCACAAGUGCUGAUGCCGGCCUAAUCCCCGGGAGCCAAGUGGGCCAAACCGAGCCAGGCCGGAUCGGGCACGGAGCCGAUCCGCCUUAGACUCUGACCAUGAACCACACAGGAGUCUGACCCGAGACCUGAUCCUGUUGAUUUAUCAGAUGAAGAAAGAGGACCAUAGACAUUUCUGUGUGUUUACUACAGUUUCACUCCUUGUGUUCUUCAUGUGGGUGUUUGGUGCUUCUUUUCAAAUAAAUUGAGCGGAGGUUAAACCUCCUUACAUUUCUCAUCUCAUUUUAAACUUCAGUGAUACAGACUGGUUGCAGUUUCAUUAGUGUUAUCCCUAUUUAACACUCCUGUCAAAAUCCACACCAGGGAUUCAAACAAUAAUCUGGGGAAAUCCUUAUCAGGUGUUAUGACCCGCUGGUUGUGGCUACACAUUUAAAUGAGGAGUUGUUGUCAAUCUUCUCAAUUUAUUCUCUUCCAAGUAGGUUUCGAAAAUGUGGAGCUUUCAUUUCAAUUGAACAAAUCUUACUAUGUGACCAUUUUUCUGGUUUAAACACAACCAUCAAAAAGCUGUUGGUUGUUUUUAAACCACAAAACUGCUCACAUCGUAAGAUUUGUCAACAAAGUACAACGAGUGACACAACGUAGAUAAUUUUUUAUAUUUUUAAAACAACUUGAUGAAGAUUUGUCUAGAUGUUGUUUGAGGAUGAAUCCAUCACUGACUCCUAGCAGAGACCUGCUAGCUAGCACGUUAAAACGUUGUUGAAGUCUUUUCAUUUUGUCUCCUGCAUUUCUUUGACGCUGUGAAUUUGGUUUUAUCUGUAUAGUGUCACGAUUUUCUUUUUUAAAAUGCACUGUACUUUUCAGCUCUGUACCAGCUGUGCCUUCAAUAUUGUAAGACUUGUGUAAAUGUAUUAAGCUUAAAACCAGGUUUUAAUAGAUAUUCAAGGUCAAAAUUGCACAAAUGCUUUUAUUUUGUAAAAUGGCUCCUGGUUAUUUUUUAUAAAGAAAUUAAUGGAAAUGUA